Molecule: messenger RNA, 500 nt
Organism: Chrysoperla carnea
Lineage: Eukaryota; Metazoa; Arthropoda; Insecta; Neuroptera; Chrysopidae
Product: V-type proton ATPase subunit e 2-like
Exons: 4
Coding region: 138-425 (95 amino acids)
Biological process (GO): proton transmembrane transport
Cellular component (GO): proton-transporting V-type ATPase, V0 domain
Molecular function (GO): proton-transporting ATPase activity, rotational mechanism
Source: RefSeq, a predicted model, not a curated record
UAAUUGAUAAACAAUUUGUAUGUGAGUGUGUUUGUCGAUUGAUUUCAAAAAUACCAAUAUUCUAAGAAAUAUUGUUAUUUACUCAUACGCUUGUGUAAAUUUUUAAUGUGACAAAUUGACGCAAGACCGGAUCAAAAAUGGUGACUAUAGAAGCAGGUGUGUGGAUACCAUUUGCUACAAUUUCAACAUUCUGGGGUAUUAUUGGUAUUGUUUGUCCAUUUUUUGCUAAAGGUCCAAAUACUGGGGUAAUAAGAACCUGCCUAAUAUUAACAGCUUGCUGUGCGUGGCUUUUUUGGGUGGUAACUUUUCUUGCUCAAUUGAAUCCAUUAGAAGGGCCAUCGAUUAAAAAAGCAGCUCAUUUAAUGCUUGCUUGUAAUUGGGGUAACAAAAUAGAUCCAAACUGCAAUGAUCCAAUAAAAAAAUAAUUAUAUUAAUUUAUAAAAAAAAAUUGUAAAUAUUUAUGAUUUGUAUGUAUGUAAAAUUUUAAAAUACAUGACGCU